AUGUCCACAGAAUGGUCUCUUGAUUUCUGUCUGGCCUGUGAUCGCCAGACUCUUGGUGGUCCCUACUGUUCUCAAUCAUGUCGUCUAGCGGAGUUGGACCGUCCAACCCCCGAUGAGCCAAAAUCUCUCCAAACAUCCUCCCACUCGCGUUCUUCCACUCUCGACUCUCAGCCUGAAACUCGAUCGGCUCGCAGUCUUUCUUCAUCUUCCUCCCAAACAUCUCUCUCCUCACUACGGAGCCAUGCGUCCAAUACCACCUCAGACCACCUCCAGGAUGAGCUACGAGAUUAUGCUAGCUCCUUUGAUCCAGUUCGAGACCUCAAGCGACGGUUGACCACCUCCUAA
This is a messenger RNA of Penicillium longicatenatum, 345 nucleotides long. RefSeq lists its product as uncharacterized. The record is from RefSeq and is a predicted model, not a curated record. The transcript has a single exon. Bases 1 to 345 code for a protein of 114 amino acids. Lineage: Eukaryota; Fungi; Ascomycota; Eurotiomycetes; Eurotiales; Aspergillaceae.